AUAGUGCAGACAGACGCCUUCCUCUCAGCAUGAAGCACCUCACCCCUGCACCCUGGGCCACUCUGGCCCUCAGCCUGGUCUUUGCCUCCUUCCACUUGGCUUGCUUGGCAGAAGCAAGGAACAGCAUCAAUGCAACCUUGACCACCUACCACCCAGACCCCGGAACCCUGGAGCAGUGUCCCAAUGUGGACUUCUGCCCGCAGGCAGCCCGGUGCUGCCACACUGGAGUGGAUGAAUACGGCUGGAUCGCGGCCGCGGUUGGCUGGAGCCUGUGGUUCCUCACCCUCAUCCUGCUCUGUGUGGAUAAACUGAUGAAGCUCACUCCGGAGGAGCCCAAGGAUUUGCAAGCAUGAGGCUUAGAGCCGCAGCCCCAAGAAUGGCCGUGGCCACCACUGGGUGGGUAACAGCGGGAGGGGAGUGUGGUUGCCGAUGUGGUUUCUGCCAUGUGACGGUCAUCUGUCACCUUUGUGCUGCAGUUGCUCUUGAAAGGGGAGGAAGAUGGAAAGGGGGAUCCAAGGAAGGAAGGCCAGUGCCGCUUCACACCUAAAUUCACAAGGCGGUCGUGCCUUCUGAGCGCUGACAGUCUCCUUUCUCGGUCUACGGGGACUGCUUCUCUUGUAACUGCUGCUUCCUUCUGGAAGCACAAGAAACAUGCGACCUAGACUCUUAUCCAUGCAUUCGGAGCUAAACUCAGAGCCUUCUCACCAAAAAGGUCAUUGUCUUCCAUCCCUCGCUUCAGUCACGGGCGCCGCUGUCGCAGUUCAAAACGGAAGCGUGGUCAUUGACCCACUCUCUGUCCUCACCCCCAUGUGCCUUGCUUCUCCAGCUCUUGUCCCUUCUUCAAGGUAUCUGCCAGGGCCAUCCCGUCCCACUCUCCCCGCCAGCACCCCGGUUCUGGCCUUCCUACAUCUUCCCUACGUUGUCGCAGACCCAUCCCGUGUAGUUCUCACCGCCGGCAGGAACCUGCCUCCCCACUGGCCACUCCCCGGGGCAGCUGUGAGCAUGACCGUCAGUAACGCCUAACACAGAACUUCAGUCUGGCCCUCGGCUCCUCACGGGAGUCCCACCACCUUCCCAGGCCUGUCUCCCCACACAUCCAGGGCCAGGGCGCCGCGGGGCUCUGAUGGCCCAGUCUUCAGCCCCCCAUCUUCCACUUCUCUGCUGCCAGGCCCUUGCCUCCGGGCCUGCCUUCCAACUCCGCCUCCAGAUUGGAGGAUUGACACUCCCUUCCCCGACGGCCAUGGGGGACCUGGAGCUGGUGCUUUUUGGGGCACAUCUGCUCCACCCUGAAGUGCAGCCCUCGUGAAGACACAGUCCGUGCUACUUCCUCUCGCUCCUGGGUACAGAACACUCUUCGUAACAUUUGUCCGAUGAAUGAAUGGAUGAACGAAUGAGUCCUUGCCCUAGAUGAAUUUACGCUUAUCGCUCCGCAUACAGCACUUCCAUUUCUCUAUAAAUGGUUGAAAAUAGCCAGUCUCUAAAAAAGCCA
Molecule: messenger RNA, 1489 nt
Organism: Leopardus geoffroyi (Geoffroy's cat)
Lineage: Eukaryota; Metazoa; Chordata; Mammalia; Carnivora; Felidae
Gene: TMEM213
Product: transmembrane protein 213
Exons: 3
Coding region: 30-353 (107 amino acids)
Source: RefSeq, a predicted model, not a curated record